AUGACCUCAUUAGGCCCCGCCCCCUCCUCCCUCCCCCUGCGCCCCCUCCUGCUGUCCCUCUGGCUUUGGGUCGGCGGGGUGAGCCCCUCCCACCAGCACUUCCACCCCCACUCCAUAAAGAUCCCCGGGGACAUCACCCUGGGGGGCCUGUUCCCCAUCCACGCCCGCGGGCCCCACGGCGUGAACUGCGGCGAGCUGAAGAAGGAGAAGGGCAUCCACCGCAUGGAGGCCAUGUUAUACGCCCUGGACCAGAUCAACGGGGACGAGGACCUUCUGCCCAACAUCACGCUGGGGGCCCGCAUCCUGGACACCUGCUCCAGGGACACCUACGCCCUGGAGCAGUCCCUCACCUUCGUCCAGGCGCUGAUCCAGAAGGACACGUCCGACAUCCGCUGCUCCAACGGGGAGCCGCCGCUCAUCCGCAAACCCGAGCGCGUGGUGGGGGUCAUCGGGGCCUCCGCCAGCUCCGUGUCCAUCAUGGUGGCCAACAUCCUGCGGCUGUUUGAGAUCCCUCAGGUCAGCUACGCGUCCACGGCUCCAGAACUCAGCGACAACAACCGCUACGACUUCUUCUCCCGGGUGGUGCCCCCGGACUCCUACCAGGCCCAGGCCAUGCUGGACAUCGUCAAGGCCAUGGGCUGGAACUACGUCUCCACGCUGGCCUCCGAGGGAAACUACGGGGAGAGCGGCGUGGAGGCCUUCAUGCAGAUCUCCAGGGAGGCC
Menidia menidia (Atlantic silverside) is the source of this 723-nucleotide messenger RNA. NCBI's taxonomy places the organism in Eukaryota, Metazoa, Chordata, Actinopteri, Atheriniformes, Atherinopsidae. The record is from the annotation of a GenBank genome assembly.